AUGGAGUUUUUUGAUAAGUACGAAUCUGUUCUUGAUGAAGGAAAAUUUACAGCCCAGCAAAUUUACAACGUUGAUGAGACCGGCUUGAGUACUGUGCAUAAGCCUCCAAAAGUAUUAGCUCUUAAGGGCAAACAUCAAGUUGGUGCUGUUACAAGUGGAGAGCGGGGUUUAAACACAACAUGCAUCUGCUGUAUGAACGCUGCUGGAGAAUUCAUUCCACCUAUGCUGAUUUUUAAACGCAAAAGAAUGACAGAUGAUCUUAAAAGAGGAGGACCACCAAAUACAGUGUACAGUUGCUCUGAUAGUGGAUGGAUAACUUCUGAGUUAUUCGUUGAUUGGCUGAAGCAUUUUAUCAAGUCUGUAAGGCUAGAAAAAUCUAAAGAAAGGCAGAUCCUUCUCAUUUUAGAUGGACAUUCGACGCAUACCAAAAACUUAGAGGCUAUCAAUCUCGCACGUGACUAUGGUAUUGUAAUGCUGUCCUUGCCACCUCACACCACCCAUAAGCUUCAACCGUUGGACCGAUCGUUUUUCAAACCUCUGAAGCAAAAUUUCAACGCGGCUUGUACAUCAUGGAUGAGAAAUCACCCUGACUGCGUAAUAAAGCAGGCAAACAUAUCAGAGCUUUUGGGGAUGUCAUACCGUCGAGCUGUUUGCAUGGAAACAGCUAUACACGGAUUUGAAUCUUGUGGACUAUGGCCUUGUAAUCGGUUCAAAAUCAGAGAUGACGAAUAUGUUAUAUUGAACGAGGAUUGUGAGGAGCAACAAAAUGUAGGUUCAUCAGUUAGCUCCCAUUUGGCUGUGGAACAACAAAACCUUGAACCGGAUCAGCCAGCAACAUUGACGUCAAACGCUAAACCAAAUGCUGCACAAGAAAACCAUACUCCGGCACCUUUGAAUCCAGAUGGUAAGGAGAUUUCAAAGUUAGGUUUUUAG
Cydia pomonella (codling moth) is the source of this 933-nucleotide messenger RNA. RefSeq lists its product as uncharacterized. The transcript has a single exon. Gene Ontology annotation, cellular component: nucleus. The record is from RefSeq and is a predicted model, not a curated record. Bases 1 to 933 code for a protein of 310 amino acids. NCBI's taxonomy places the organism in Eukaryota, Metazoa, Arthropoda, Insecta, Lepidoptera, Tortricidae. Gene Ontology annotation, molecular function: DNA binding.